Messenger RNA from Plasmodium malariae, 2793 nucleotides. Its product is annotated as conserved Plasmodium protein, unknown function. Bases 1 to 2793 code for a protein of 930 amino acids. The record is from RefSeq and is a predicted model, not a curated record. The transcript has a single exon. NCBI's taxonomy places the organism in Eukaryota, Apicomplexa, Aconoidasida, Haemosporida, Plasmodiidae.
AUGGAAAAGAAAAAUGAAAUUGCCCUAAAUAAAAGUACUGCAUUAAACGAUAAUAACAAGACAAAUGUGCACAAGUAUAGAAAGGAAAAAAGUUUAUUUAUAAGAAAAGAAAUUUUUGAUCAUGCUAUUAUAUACACAACAAACAAAUUAGAUGAGAACUUAUUAUUAAUUUAUUUAAAGAAUUUUUAUGAACAUUUUAAAAAUGCAAAAGUAAAUAAUAAUAACAAGGAAGAAAAUUUAAAUGAAGAGAUAUAUAUUAAUCUUGAUAAUUGGUUAGCAUAUAAUGAUUUAAUAAAAAAUCAAGACAAUCAAUUAUUUAGCAUCUUUAGUACUAAUAUAUGCAAAUCUUUGUGGAUACUAUUGAGUAUAACCCUACAGAGUGUGAGAAAAAAAAAUAAUUUAAAUCAGCAGAAGACCAUAUUUAACACUCCUUUAGAAGAAUUGUGUGUGCACAAGUAUGGUAAGGAAGUAGAGGAGUGUCCAAAGAGUGAAAGCGAAACUGCAGAUUAUGAGAAUGACAAGGGCGGUGGUGAUGGGGAUGGUAACAAUAACUGCAAUAGUUGCAAUGACGAAUAUCGAGCGAGGGGCAAAAAGGAUAACGAGGAGGAAGAAGGAAUGAGUAACCGACCUUAUAGUAACAUGGGGAAUAGGGAAAAGGGAAAAUAUGCUUGCGAGAAGAAUAAGAAGAAAAAAAAAAGUGCACAUUUUAAUGUAUGGAGUAGUGAGUGGUUAAAUGAAAAUAUAUGUAUAGAGUUAGUUAUAUUUUUUAUUAUUUUACAAUUUCUUAAAAUAGAUUAUAUAAGAAAAAAAUAUGAUAAAAGUUUAAGUGAAGAUUGUUGGCCUCAUUUUAUGGACUCACCAAGAGCGGUUAAUAAUUGUACUAAUGGCAGUUUUUCAAAAUUAAACAAUUCUAUGUGUAAAUCCAAUUUAUCUGAUUUUUUCAAUUUUUGUGGAAAAAAUUAUAAGCAUUUUUUGAAGACUUACCUGAUUGCAUUUUUAGCUAGUACUGAUAUUACAAAUAGUAGUACAUUAACCGAUGUACCACUUUAUUUUAAGAAUUACAAUUUUCUGUUUUUGGACUUUAUCGUAGAUACAAAUGAUAGUACAAAUGUACAUGAAAGGUUUUUAUUAAAUAAUGAACACAAAAUUUUGUAUAAGACCAAGGAUAUAUUGACGUGGCUUCUAGAUAAUUUGUGCGUGGGUGACUAUACCAGUGAGAAGGUUAAUUCACACAUUCCAUGUGUCGGAAAGAACACUAGUGGAAGCAGUAGUAAUGGAAACAGUGAUAGUAGUUGGAACAGUAUCAGCUAUAGUACCAACAGUAGUAACUGCUACAAGGGAAAUGGUUUACGUAGUGCUUACUCCCCGGCGUGCUAUGAAAAUGAUAACAUGCCAAAUUACGGAAUUGAAAAAAUAAACAACGAUAUAUAUGAAAUAAAAAAUUUGCAUGGAAAUACAUUAUAUAUAAAUAAUGAUAAAAGUAUUGUUAAUAUAAUUAACUGUGAAGAGUGUAAUAUAUUUAUUAUGUCUACAGUGGAAUAUUUGAAAAUAAAUUUUUGUGUUGAUUGUUAUAUUAUUUCCUUAUCAGUUGAAAUGAUUACUACUUUAUUUAAUUCCAAUAAUUUAGACGUCCAUAUAGUAACUAGAAGUCUAAAAAUAGAGAAUGUCGUUGAUACAAAUAUAUAUGUCUAUACUGAGACAAAUAUAAUUAUAUUUGGUGAUACAAGAAAUAUUCAAUUAGCUCCAUAUAACAUUUUGAAUAAGAAACAAAAAAUAUGUUUGCAAAAAGCAAAAAUAAAUUUUAAUGAAAAAAAAUGUGAACUCUUUGCAUUUCCACUGAAAUGUAAGAUGUUCUUAUCGCACUCUGUGAACUUAGGUAUUUCAAUGAAGACAACUAAUUGCCCAUUCUCUUUAGGCCGGAAUCAUAAUGAUAUUAAUGGUGUAAGCAAUGGUGUGGACAGCAAUAUUAGAAGUGGUAGUAGCAGAGAGAAGCACCACAGAGACGAUGAUGAUGAUGAUAAUAUAUAUUGUAGUAACAGUGGAAAUGGAAGUUGCGAAAGAAGGAAUAGCUCAAGGGGGGAAAGAAAAACGAACGAAAUAAAUAAAUCCUUUGAUUGCUCAAGUCUGUCCAGUUCAUUCACGGAUUAUGUUUAUUAUUUACUAAACCCAGCGAAAUUUUUCCUAAUAGAAUUUUCCGGGUCUAAUUUUUUGCGCGGGGGCAGUAUCACAGAUAAUGAUAGCGAAGGUAUUGAUACCAUGCGCAAUGAUAACACACGGAAUGAUAACAUACUCGAUGAUAACACAAGCAAUGAUAACAUACUCGAUGAUAACACAAGCAAUGAUAACAUACUCGAUGAUAACACACGCAAUGAUAACAUACUCGAUGAUAACACACGCAAUGAUAACACACGCAAUGAUAACACAAGUGUAGACAACAACCACAAUAGUAAAUAUCGUGGGGAUAAAAUCGAUGGAAAUGAAAACUACAAGAAUUUAAAAUGUAACAUGAGUGACUAUGUAAAUAAAAAAGAGGAUGACAAAUAUACAUGUUUAUAUCUACCGGAGGUUUAUAAAAAUGCAAUUGAAAAUCAAGAUGAGCAUAUACUUAGUUUUCUGAAUUUUAUGAGUAGUAUAAACUUGACCAAAUUACAAAAACAGAAAAUAACCAAAAUAUUAACUUUUAAAUUAUAUGAAUAUGUAAACAAGUCCAAAAAGACGUUCAGAGUACUAAGUGAUAUAAUCGCUAGAGAUCAUUAUAAUAAUGUAACGGUUCAUUAUAAUGAUGAGAAUUAA